AUGGGAUCUAAAAAGAAAUCUGAGUCUGAUAAUAUUUUUUCAGUUGAAGGAAUGAAAAUUCCUUCGAUUGAAUUACCUGAUGAACUAUUUGAGAAAAGCUUAGAUCCAUGGCGUUUUUCUUUAAUUGGUAGAUUAAAUUUACAGAAUAUUAAAUUCGUUGAUGCUGCAAUAAUUCUUAGAAAUCAAUGGAAAUUAAUUGGUGAAUGUAAGCUAAUCCCAUUGGGUAGAGGUUUCUUUACCAUCAAAUUGGAUAAUGGUACAGAUCGUAACUACAUCAAGUCUCAGGUAUGGGAAGUUAUGGAUCAAAUUUUGAAGAUUAGAAAUUGGAUGUAUAAUUUUCGACCUACUAGUCAAAGAACAUCUAAAGCUUUUGUUUGGGUGAGAUUUCCAGGUUUAGGUCUGGGAUUCUGGAGUGAAUCAAUUCUGUUCAAAAUUUGUAAAGAAAUAGGAACUCCAAUUAAAAUUGAUGAGGCAACAACUAAAUGUGAUGUUGGAUAUUAUGCAAAUGUCUUGGUUGAGGUAGAUUUUGCUUCCUCAGUUCCAAACAAAGUAUGGAUUGGUACUAAAUAUGGGGUUUUUUUUCAAGAGGUUUCCAUUCCAGAUUGUCCAAAAUACUGCAGCAGCUGCAAAAUGGUAGGUCAUUUUAUCAUAGAAUGUAGAGUUGAAAAAGCAAAAAGCAAUGAAACUAAUUCAGAAAACAUAAUUACUCCACAACAGCCUAAGAGUUCCUCAGAAAUUCUUCAGCAGACUAAUUCAAGUUCAACAAACAUUUUGAAUGCCUUAUCUUCAGUAAGUGUCACUAGAUCAUUACCCUUUCAUAUUUGUGAUACAACAACAAAUGACAAUGAAGACUCUGUUAUUCAUACAAUUCAUGAUACUCCAACAGUUCCAGUUCAUUAA
This is a messenger RNA of Papaver somniferum (opium poppy), 900 nucleotides long. RefSeq lists its product as uncharacterized. The transcript has a single exon. NCBI's taxonomy places the organism in Eukaryota, Viridiplantae, Streptophyta, Magnoliopsida, Ranunculales, Papaveraceae. The record is from RefSeq and is a predicted model, not a curated record. The coding region runs from base 1 to 900 and encodes 299 amino acids.